Molecule: messenger RNA, 8421 nt
Organism: Anastrepha ludens (Mexican fruit fly)
Lineage: Eukaryota; Metazoa; Arthropoda; Insecta; Diptera; Tephritidae
Product: semaphorin-2A
Exons: 16
Coding region: 610-2913 (767 amino acids)
Biological process (GO): neural crest cell migration; semaphorin-plexin signaling pathway; negative regulation of axon extension involved in axon guidance
Molecular function (GO): semaphorin receptor binding; chemorepellent activity
Source: RefSeq, a predicted model, not a curated record
GAUAGAAAUGCAUUUGUGCGUCUGCUUAGUUAUAAUUAAAAUCUCUUUUGUGGGAGUUUGUUUAUUUUCCAGCUAAUUGGAAAGAAAGAAAAUCCGCGCAUAAAUUUGAAGUGUUUGAGUUAAAGAUUAUUCGAGAAGAAAAUAAAUAACAACUUGACUUGAUUUAAAGUUAAACUAAGUAUAGAAGUCUAUAUGACUCCUUAUUUCAAAAAUAAGGCUGCUGUUUUACAAAAAAACCCAUUUCAGGCGAAAGGCACGUACGUAGGCUCAGGCAUUACGGCAAAAAGGAUCAAAAAUAAAUAUUACACACACAAAUACAUGCGCACACGUAGUGAAAACAUCAUGAAUAGUAACAUUGUAUAAAUAACGGGAGAACAAUGUGAGCUUGCAACAAAAACAAAAAGACUGCUAACAACACCGUUAAAAAAUUAAAAUAUAAAUACAAUAAAUAAAAGUGCAAAUAAAAAGUAAAUAAAUACUACAAAAAAGUUUUACUCUAACAAAAAAAAAAAAAACAAAGGGAUAAAGAAAAAAGCGAAACGCAAAAAAUCAUAUAAUCAUAACCAGCGAGUGUAAAAAGUUUGGCAGCAAUACUCGCUACAAAACGAGAUGCCACCCACACAAAAACCCAUCACCACAGUAAUCCAAUUGCGGCGACCAACAAAAACCACAACAACAACAACAACCACACGUUCACCACAAAAGGCGCCAAUGCUGUUCGCAUACGCCGCCGUGUUGUUGCUGGUGCACUGUGUGCCACACAUAUCCUGCGAUUACGAGAAUACAUGGAACUUUUACUACGAACAGCCGUGCUGCAGCAACGAGGUCACGAAUUAUGCGAAACACAAGCGAGGUGAGUUCGUAAAACUUUUGCCCGUGCGUGUUAAAGAUGAGGUCAUGGAAAAGUAUCAUGUACGCGAAUUCAACUGCGGCAAAUUAUACUAUCGCACUUUCCACAUGGAUGAAGAGAGGGACUCACUCUACGUGGGCGCUAUGGAUCGCGUAUUUCGUUUGAGCCUGAAAAAUAUUUCGUCCUCGCAAUGCGAUCGCGAUGUUAUUAACUUGGAACCCACACGCGAUGACGUUGUCAGCUGCGUCUCCAAAGGCAAGAGCCAGAUUUUCGAUUGCAAGAAUCACAUUCGUGUCAUACAAUCAAUGCAAAACGGCGAGAGGCUUUACGUUUGCGGCACAAAUGCGCACAAUCCCAAGGAUUAUGUCAUCAAUUCCAACCUUACUCACCUACCUCGUUCGGAAUAUGUAAUUGGCGUUGGUCUGGGUAUAGCGAAAUGUCCCUACGAUCCAUUGGAUAAUUCAACUGCUAUCUAUGUGGAGGAAGGAAAUCCUGGUGGUUUGCCUGGCUUGUACUCGGGCACUAAUGCGGAAUUCACGAAAGCGGACACUGUCAUCUUCCGUACGGAUUUGUAUAACACCACGGCGAAGCGGUUGGAAUAUAAAUUUAAGCGAACACUCAAAUAUGACUCCAAGUGGUUGGAUAAACCAAAUUUCGUCGGCUCCUUUGAUAUUGGCGAGUAUGUGUACUUCUUUUUCCGCGAAACUGCCGUUGAGUAUAUCAACUGUGGCAAAGCGGUUUAUUCGCGUAUUGCGCGCGUUUGCAAAAAGGAUAUCGGCGGCAAAAAUCUACUCACCCACAACUGGGCCACAUAUCUGAAGGCGCGAUUGAACUGCAGCAUAUCAGGCGAGUUCCCGUUCUACUUCAAUGAAAUACAAUCCGUCUAUCAGUUGCCAACGGAUAAGACGCGUUUCUAUGCGACAUUCACGACCAGCACAAAUGGGCUAAUCGGUUCGGCAGUGUGCAGUUUUCACAUCAACGAAGCGCAGGCAGCUUUUAAUGGCAAAUUCAAAGAACAAUCAUCAUCCAAUUCUGCUUGGCUACCAGUACUGAAUUCACGUGUGCCCGAACCUCGUCCGGGCACUUGUGUCAAUGAUACCUCAAAUCUGCCAGACAAUGUGUUGAACUUUAUACGCUCGCAUCCGCUUAUGGAUAAAGCUGUGAAUCAUGAACACAACAAUCCAGUCUAUUAUAAACGGGAUUUGGUAUUCACUAAGCUCGUUGUUGACAAAAUCCGCAUUGAUAUACUCAAUCAAGAGUACACUGUCUACUAUGUGGGCACAAAUUUGGGGCGCAUCUAUAAAAUCGUGCAAUACUAUCGUAAUGGCGAAUCACUAUCGAAAUUGCUUGACAUCUUCGAGAUUGCAGCUAACGAAGCGAUACAAGUGAUGGGUAUCAGUCAGGCACGUAAAUCGCUCUAUGUUGCCACAGAUCAUCGCAUCAAACAAAUCGAUUUGGCGAUGUGCAAUCGACGUUAUGACAAUUGCUUCCGUUGUGUGCGUGAUCCCUACUGCGGCUGGGACAAGGAGGCGAACACAUGUCGCCCAUACGAAUUGGAUCUGUUGCAGGAUGUUGCCAACGAAACGAGCGACAUUUGCGAUUCCAGCGUGUUAAAGAAGAAAAUCGUCGUCACCUAUGGGCAAAGCGUGCAUUUGGGUUGCUUCGUCAAAAUACCAGAGGUGCUGAAGAACGAGCAAGUGACUUGGUAUCAUCAUUCAAAGGAUAAGGGACGCUACGAAAUCAAAUACAGCCCCACAAAGUACAUAGAGACCACCGAACGCGGUUUGGUUGUUGUAUCGGUGAACGAGGCUGAUGGUGGUCGCUAUGAUUGCCAUUUAGGUGGUUCCUUACUGUGCAGCUACAACAUCACCGUCGAUGCACACAGAUGUACUCCUCCAAAUAAAAGCAAUGAUUAUCAGAAAAUUUAUUCUGAUUGGUGUCACGAAUUCGAAAAAUACAAAACUGCCAUGAAAUCGUGGGAAAAGAAGCAGGCGCAAUGCUCAUCACGUCAGAACUACAGCAAUCAGCAUCCUAAUGAUGUUUUCCGCAAAAGCAAUGUCUGAUAUCAAGAAAAUCAACUUCAACUAUCGCCCAUAAAACUUCGUCUAUAAGUAGGAGAGAUUCUUGGGGGUCGGCUGGCUGGCUAAUGGCAAUUAACGGUGUAAUGAAGGGUAAGAGAUCGCGGGAGACUUUACAACAGCAGAUUAUGACGGUAGUGUGACAGGAGUAUCCGUAUGUGUUCACCACUCGUAGCAAUGAGAAUAUGAGAGCGCAGUCUAAAGAAGGAGAGAAAUGUCAAGGCGGAGUGUGGUGAAAAAUCCGAUAACAGCGACAACGCAUUGGACAUAUGCUCGUACCGGAGCGCAUUUAAACUUAACAAAGAACAAACUUAACUUGAGCAAAAUAAAAAUAAGCAAAACGAUAUGACGAAAGCAAAGAAAACAUUAGAUACACUCAAGCAAUCGCAUUAUACUACAAACAUACCUAAAUAAAAAUAAAAAUAAAAAUAAAAAUAAAAAUAAAAAUAAAAAUAAUUUUAAGAACAUGAAAAAUUAAUACUUACUAUAAGAUAUUUAAAAUCAAUAGAAAAAAAUAAAAAGUUACAAAAUAAAAAAAUUAAAUUAAAAUUAAAAUAAAUAAAGAACGCAAUGUGGACCACAGGAGAACAAUAAAUUUUACAAAACAAACGAAAGUUUCCGCAUUGGUAGUUGCAAAGGCGCAUAAAUUUGCAAUAAAUAAUUACUAACUUGCAGUUGGCUUCAAAAUAAUAGGAGCAAAACGAAUUACAAAGUUUCUACAAUUUUUUAUUUUUUAUUUAAUUUUUUUUAUUAUUUACAAAUCAUUUUAUAAAAACAUAUUUCAUACCAUAACAAAAACUAUGUGACUAAAAUUUUCAAACUUUAUGCAAAAUUUAUUAAAAUUUAGAAAUUUAUUGAAAUUUAAAAUUAAAAAAAAAUGUCAACUUCAAACUUUAUCAGAACCUCUAGAAAAAUUCUAAGUAUGCAAUUUUGUUGUUCAUUCAGUUUCAGUAUAUACUAUACCUAUGAAAUGAGACCUUUAGCUAUUAGUAUAUUACAUAAAUGUCGCUAGGAGUAUUUUUAACCUUCACAAAUGUCUUGUUUUUUUUUUUGUCUGUCAUCUGUCAACAAUAUUCAGUUUCAUAUAACAAUGCAUUUUUGUCGCUCUUAAAAAUGUCGAAUUUCGUGCCUUCAAACUACGAUUUGCGUACAUCGUUGAUUUUCUGAAGCCCAUCAAAUGCUUAUAGAAGCUUAUUGUGGACAUGCUCUAAGUAGAGCCCAGUGCUUCAGGUGGCUUGAAAAAUUCCGAAGUGGAGAACGAGGGCCGUGACCGGCCAUCGAAAAAGUUUAAGGACGCCGAAUGGCAAGCAUUGUUGGGUGAGGAUGAUGGUCAAACGCAAGAAAUGAUGGCAGAGCAGUUGGGAGCGACCCCAAAAACCAUUUCCAAACGUUUAAAAGACAUGGGCAUGAUUUUAAAAGUCGGAAGAUGGGUGCCGCAUGAACUGACUUGAUGACAAUGCACCGCCACAUCGAACAAGAGCGACCCGGGAAUUGGUGGGGACGUACGAUUGGGAACCGCUGGUGCAUGCGGCUUACUCACCAGACUUGGCGCCUUCCGAUUAUCAUUUGUUUGCAUCGAUGGGUCACGCACUUUCCGAGCGUCGCUUGAAUUAUCACGAAGAAGCCAAAAAAUGGCUCGAUGAUUUUUUUGCGGCCAAAGACGGCCAAUUUUUUUGGCGGGGCAUCCACAAAUUGCCUGAGAGAUGGGAAAAAAGUGUCGCUAGCGAUGGCUAUUAUUUUGAAGAUUAAAUUUGUAACCAUUUUUUGUUAAUAAAUGUUUGAAAUAGAAAAAAAAGUCUCAUUUCAUAGGUAUAUACCGUACUAAAGAGCAAAUUUGAAGUCGCCCAAAAUUCAGGUAGAUUUUGAAGUUUUUUUUUUCUUUCUGUUUUUGUUGCAUACAUUCCUUGCAAAGCCAUCGAAGACUUUUAUAUGGAAGAAAAUACUCAACAUCUCAGCACACAAAAAAACAUUGCACUUUGUUGGUCUAAUAUUGACUGGCCUAUAAAACUGCAUACCCAAAACUGUUUUUUUCUUAGUUUAAUUCUGAAUCAAAAGAGGGAAGUUUUAACACUUCUUGUUUUUUUUCUUAUUUUUCCUUGUUUUUUUUUUUUUUUUUUUUUUGAAAUUUGUAACAUUUGUAACAAAGUUUUCAGCUUAAUAAAAACAUGAAAAUACAAAUUAAAUGCUAAACAAAAAUAGUUAAAACUUUGUGAUUCGCUGCCCACCCAUUAUUUUGAGCACAGCUGUACAAAAGGACCCGCAAGUACACUCAUAAAAAACCGUUAAUCAAUGAAAACCAAAUAAGCUUAAAUAUACCUAUAAAUACUAUGUAGAUAUACGAAAUUGAAGGCAAAUACUUACAUACAUACACACUUACAUACGCUAGCAAUACACCAACUAAAACGCAGAGCAUUGCAACAAAAGCACAAAACCAAGAGUUGGGAAAACCAAACAAAAAUGAAAUUUAAACUAAACUUGAAUUUUAUAUAAUAAUUAGGAGUCAAUUGCAUGGAUUGACACCAACAACAAUAACUGCAUAUUAAAUUAAAAAGAAACAAAUAAAUAAAAAAGGAAAACAAGCACAAACAUCAACUACACAGGCAACAAUUGAAACGCGAGAGCAAAAUAUUUCAAGAGAUACACAGAAAAUUGGCGCUGAACUGAUAGAAAUAAGUUAUAUAUUUUGAUUAUCUAUAAUCUGCAAAAUCAACAGCAUUAUUAACUACUGGGAAAACCAGGCGUAGAUCAAGAACAGCAGGUACCCUACAAGACAGCUGACUAUCAUAUAAGCACUCAUAUUAUCGUCACUAUCCUCAUCCAACUACACAUUUUUGUUCUAGCCAUGCAAAAGUUCUGAUAGUUUCGCCUUGUCGGUUUGAUAUUCUUUCUCUCCUUUACCAAUAGCAAUUUCUUACAACUGAAAAAUAUAUCUACUAUGCUCUAAAGGCAUUCUCGCGAGAGAGAUGGCACAUUCGAUCAGUCCGAUUUUUUCUUAAUUUUCCAAUAAAUCUGAAUAAGUAAUCUAAAUGAGCUCAAUCAGCUAAAAUGCGACGCAAAUGAGAGUCAUUUGGCUUCAAUUCUUGCACGAGCUGCAUUUUAUAGGCACGUGGGCCAACAUCUUUAAGAAAAAUAUUCCACGUAGACGAAGGACAAAGGUCAACAAGCUGAGAACGACGACGAAUCGACAUUUUGGUAUAUUCUUAAACACUUCGCUCUAUGAACCUCGCGAACAGAUUUAUUUCUACAAAGUAAAGGUCCACAAUUUAGAAGCGCUGCUGUGGCGUUAAACGAUGCGUGGUGACUUGCCCAAAUCUUGCUGAACAGAACUGUCAACGCAGUUUGUCACUGUCAGCUAUCAAACCAGAGUUGCGGAUAUCGAUAGUUCUUAUGCAGCUAAAACGAACACCCGAUAGUUCAUAUUUUGCAAGGUUAAAAUGUUUCAAAUCAGUUAAAUGAGCAAGAAUUCGUUCAAUGUUUACUGAGUCGCCUGUUACUCCAAUUGCUUUUUUGGCUCGCUGAAAAGAACUCAGCUCAUUGCUCUGAACUUUAACUAAUAAGAAGUCUCACUUAAGUCUCUUACUCUCCAAUAGGCAAACAAGCAUUAGUAUUAAAACUCUUCGAGUAUUAAGGGGGCAGAUACCUGUAAACCGCCAUAUUUGCCCUGAUUUUCAUUAAAAUUAUUUAAAAUGAAGAAGUCAAUAUAUUUUUUUUCAAAAUUGGCAAACACUUUCUUUAUAACAGGUGGCGCAAAAUUAAUCAAUUAUGGGAAGAUUUACAAUAUUUGCAAAUAUCGUCCUACGGCAAUAUUUUUUUCGAAAAAUUUUCGAAUUUUAAAUUCACAUAGAAAUUAAUAUCAGAAAAAAGAAGUGUGCAAAAUUUUAGGGAGAUCGGUCAAUAACUUUUCGAGUUAUCGAGUACGCCAAUUUGAAAAAAAAAAACGCGUCUAAUGUCGGCAGCAUAACUAACUAUACCUCUCCCAGCGCUCGAACGCAAAGAAUAGAGUCGUCACGGUUGACCAUCUAUAAUAGAAGAAAUACUUAAAUUUACGUUCUAAAAUUUUUUUGACUUAUUAACAUUUUAUGAAAAAAAAAUUUCGAAAUUUUACAGGUAUCUGUCCCCUUAAAAAUGUUGGCGCUCUGACUCGUAUGCCAUUAAAAGACCUCCUGCCACGUACUCGGAAGCAUUAAAGUGUGAAAGGAAGUGUAAAUGUACACUCAUUCAGUUAACCAUACACAUACAAAUAGACGUUUUUUUCAGUAAAUGAAAGCUUUUAAAUGUUAUGGAUUUAUUUCACUCCUAAAGAACCUGUCCAUUUACAUAGAGUUUGCUAAAAUUUUUCAAAGAACAUUUCGGAUACUUUUUAAAUUUUAUUUUAUUUUAUUUUUUAUCUACAAAAUUGGAACUCUUGAAAUACUCAGACGCCACCGAGAAUUAGCAUACAUCUGUAUCUCAUAAAUUUCUUCGCCUGCUGACUAAAAAUAAAAAUAAAAAAUUAAAUAUUCUUAUAAUCCUAAACUAAAAAUACAAAGAAAAGUAUCAAAUAGAAGAAAUUUUAAGCAAAAUAAAAACUACUACAAACCGACAAGCAAUGUGAUGUUAAGUUUGAACGCAUUUAACUAUUAUCGAAGGAAAAAUCUAUUUAUAACAUCUUUGCUUCACGGCAUAUUAAAUAUUUGCAACAAAAGUAUUUAUCAUUGGAAUAUUAGGCAAAGCGCUUUUGAGUUGUUCUAGGCUAGUUUCAUUCGAAAUUCAAAGCAUAAAUAUGAAUAUCUAAAUAAAUAAAAAAGCAUUAAGAAAUGUAAGAGUGAGUAAGAAUUACAGCAGUCCAUAGUUUUUAAGUCAAAGUGCGAUAUUAAGCAAUAGCAUAAGGGGAAAUAAAUUCAUCUUUAUUUUCGUGUAGCAAAAAUUUGCAAUAAAAUCCUACAUUUUUGCAACUUUGAUGAUUUCUACGAAUUUUAUUUCUAUCUCAGCGUUUUUGCAUAAGAAAAGACUUUAUUGCGCGCGACAAACUACUCAAUUUCCUUUGUAUUAAAAAUAAAUCAAAAAUAGCAAAAUCAAGCAUUUAUGAAGAGCAUAACUGUAACAUAAAAUAAAAUAAAAUAAAAUAAAAUAAAAUAAAAUAUAUGAAAUCAUUUCUUGCAAAACUCCUGUUCACUUUAUGCUUAGUAUCUUAGUAUUUAGGUACUUUUUUUUAUUGUUUUCAUCCUUAAGUACUUAUCGCAAACCUUUUAAUGCAUUUUAAUAAUAGUUAUAAAAAUUUAGUGAGCACAUACAUGCACUCAUACUUAGAAGUUAUUAUGAUACGAGUAUAUACAUAUCUGUUCGUAUGUUUGUGUAUGCGUUUCUGUAGUUAAGUUAAUUCUUUGAUAGUCCAUUGUAUUUGAAAUAUAUUUAAAGAAAAAACAAAACAAGCGAAAAACGAAGUAGUAAAAACUUCGUGCGUUUUUUAUCCUUUUUAUAUGUUUUUCGAAAUUAGUUUUUAAGCGCUUAAUA